Molecule: messenger RNA, 2583 nt
Organism: Rhineura floridana
Lineage: Eukaryota; Metazoa; Chordata; Lepidosauria; Squamata; Rhineuridae
Product: vomeronasal type-2 receptor 26-like
Exons: 7
Coding region: 1-2583 (860 amino acids)
Biological process (GO): G protein-coupled receptor signaling pathway
Cellular component (GO): membrane
Molecular function (GO): G protein-coupled receptor activity
Source: RefSeq, a predicted model, not a curated record
AUGAUCACACUCUACUUCUUCUUCAAGACCCAAGAGAGCUGCUGUAAUCACCAGCAAUACUACAGGACAGAAAGAGGCUAUAAAUAUCCCCUGUACCAUCCCAAGCUAGGACUAGAAGAGGUGGUGUCCAAGGAUCCUCACAUCAAAUGCCGCAUCUGUGACCCUCUUCCUAUUCUUCACAAAUAUUAUCAGUCAGGAGAUGUCAUCAUUGCUGGUAUUAUGUCUCAUAUAUACAGAUUUUCCAAUUCGAUAACUUUCAGAAAAUGCCCCUCUAAUGACCUCUUUGAUGACACUCUCUAUUUUAUUCCAAGAUGGACCUAUCAAGCCUCAUUGGAACUCUUCUCUACACAGGACAGAUUCAUCCCUAACUACAAAUGUGGUAGUAUCAACAAUCCAGUAGCAGUCAUUGGGGGACCUACCUAUGAUGUCUGUUUCCACAUGGCAACCAUCCUGAGCAUGUACAAGAUUUCACAGUUCAUUUAUGGCUCUGCUCCAGUGAUAAAUAAGAAAACCAAGACUGUCCUAUACCACCAGAUGUUCCCAGAUGUGGACCAUCAGUAUAAAGGAAUUCUCCAGGUUCUGCUUCAUUUCAGAUGGAUGUGGAUUGGGCUGCUAUCUGCACAUGAUGACAAUGUAGAGAGGUUUGUAAACACUGUGGUUCCCAUGUAUGCCCAGAGAGGCAUUUGCUUUGAUUUCAUGCUUAGAAUACCCAGGAUGUCUUAUACCAAUGACUUUGAUGAGAUUGUGAAUGAGGGAAUAGAAACAAACAAUAUUAUCUUGAGAAGUACUGUUAAUGUGAUGAUCAUUCAUGGUGAAAUUGAUACCAUGGUAGUUUUGAGAACAUUUCCUCGGUAUUCAGAAGUUAUGGGUAUAGCAAAAGAUAAAGUCUGGAUUAUGACAUCUCAGAUGGAUUUCACAUCAGUUUCUUUUGAAAGAGAAUGGCACAUAGACUUCCUUCAUGGUGCUAUCUCCCUUGCUGUUCAUUCCAAGGAGGUGUUAGGAUUCCAGCAAUUUCUUCUGAUGAGAAACCCUACUUUGGAAGAAGAAUAUAGUGUUACCAGGGCCUUCUGGGAAAAAGCAUUUGAGUGUUCUUUCAUGAAUUCCAUGGUAGACAGUCAAGAUGGGAAAAUCUGCAGUGGGGAGGAGAAGCUGGAGUCUCUACCUGCAUCCGUUUUUGAAACAAGCAUGACUGGUCACAGCUACAGUGUGUACAAUGCAGUCUAUGUGGUGGCACAUGCUUUGCAUGCCAUGUAUUCAUCUAGAUCCAAACACAGAGCAACAGCAGAUAUAGGAAGCAUGAAGGAUCUGAGUAAACAGCUGUGGAAGCUUAACCACUUUGUGAAAAGCAUCUCAUUUAACAAUAGCGCUGGGGAAAAAAUGUCUUUCAAUGAAAAUGGAGAGAUAGCGGCUGGAUUUGAUAUUAUAAACUGGGUCACAUUCCCAAAUCAGUCUUUUCAUAGAGUCAAAGUUGGAAAGAUUGACCCCAUGGCUCCCCAAGAAGAAGUGUUCAACAUUUGCGAGGAAGCCAUCAUGUGGCCUAGGAGGUUUAACCAGGCGCAGCCCCUUUCUCUUUGCAAUGACAACUGCCUUUUGGGAUAUCAUAAGGCAAAGAAGGAACAGAAGCCAUUUUGCUGCUAUGACUGCAUUCCAUGUCCAGAAGGGAAGAUUUCCAACUGGACAGACAUGGAUGACUGCUUUCAGUGUCCACAAGAUCAUUACCCAAACAUGGAACAGGAUUCAUGCAUUCCUAAGAAUGUAAGUUUCUUAUCUUAUGAAGAACCUUUGGGGAUUGCUCUGACCAGUUCUGCUCUUUCCUUUUCUCUCAUCACAACUUUGGUGCUUUGGACCUUCAUUAAGCACCGGGACACUCCCAUAGUCAAAGCCAACAACCGGAACCUCACCUACGCUCUCCUUAUCUCCCUCUUGCUCUCCUUCCUUUGCGCUUUGCUAUUCAUUGGCCGACCUGAGAAAGAGACAUGUCUCCUUCGACAAACAGCUUUUGGAAUAAUCUUUUCAGUAGCAGUUUCUUGCGUGUUGGCCAAGACUAUCAUUGUGGUUCUCGCUUUCAUGGUCACUAAACCAGGGUCCAGCAUGAAGAAAUGGGUGGGGAAACAACAAGCUACCUCAAUUGUUCUUUCCUGCUCCUUUAUUCAAGCUACUCUUUGUAGCUUAUGGCUGGCAACUUCUCCCCCAUUCCCAGAUUUUGAUGUGCAGUCAAUGAAUACAGAAAUUGUUCUGGAAUGUAAUGAAGGGUCUGUCACCAUGUUCUACUGUGUCUUGGGCUACAUGGGCUUGUUAGCCACUGUCAGUUUCACUGUGGCCUUCCUAGCCAGGAAGUUACCUGAUAGUUUUAAUGAAGCCAAGUUUAUCACCUUCAGCAUGUUGGUGUUUUGCAGUGUUUGGUUGUCCUUUGUUCCAACAUACUUGAGCACCAAAGGAAAAUACACUGUGGCUGUGGAGAUCUUCUCCAUCUUGGCCUCUAGUGCUGGGUUACUGGGCUGUAUAUUUUCCCCAAAAUGUUAUAUUAUUGUGGGGAAGCCUGAACUGAACAACAGGGAGCAGCUAAGAAGAAGAACGAAUUGA